UUAGACAAGAAACUAUCCACCACCAACAUCAGCUUCAGCUGCAUCACAUUGACCGUGCUGCUAUCUCAUUUCCCAAACCUCGAUCCUCCGCUGGAUCUCUGUCUUGCCCCAGCUGCUACGAUCCGGAUCAGAAACCCUCUGCAAAGACACGAUUUAAAGCGCUCCGCAUCUCUAGAUCUUCCUCCAAAGACAAAAUGUCAACUGAGCAACGCCCAACUGGCGAUGCCCUCAUUACUUCCGAGGACCCGAACCACCCUGCUAACCUGAUCCCUUCGCUAUGCGCAAAGUUCUGGACUCUGGGCUGGGUUACUGGAACAGGAGGCGGUUGCUCUAUUCGAGAUGAUGAUCUCGUAUACAUUGCGCCCUCAGGCGUUCAAAAAGAACUCAUGAAGAACACCGAUAUCUAUGUCAUGGCUCUUUCUGAGCAAGAUCCUAACCACAACAAGCUCAACCAGCGCACUUAUCUGCGAUCUCCUCCCUGCUACAAGCCUUCUCAGUGCACCCCCUUGUUCCUUGCUGCUUUCACCCGCCGAGGAGCUGGCUGUUGUAUACAUACUCACUCUCAAUGGGCUGUUCUGGUCACCCUCCUGUUAGAAUCACAAGGCCCCGGAAAGGACCGAGUUUUCGAGAUCAACAACAUUGAGCAGAUCAAGGGCUUUGGCCGUGGCAUGAACAAGACAGGCAACCUGGGUUAUCAUGACACCCUUCGCAUUCCAGUCAUUGAGAAUACUCCUCAUGAGGAGGACUUAACCGAGUAUCUUGAAGAAGCGAUGGAUAAGUAUCCCGACACAUACGCUGUUCUCGUCCGUCGUCACGGUGUUUACGUCUGGGGUGAUAACGUUCAUAAGGCCAAGACUCAAUGUGAGAGCCUCGAUUAUCUGUUCCAGCUUGCCGUUGAGAUGAAGAAGCUCGGCCUUCCUUGGAUCAGCGAAGUCGAGCAGAUUGCUCCCCAGCGAACAUAGUCGGAGAAGCAG
Fusarium oxysporum Fo47 is the source of this 974-nucleotide messenger RNA. RefSeq names its product methylthioribulose 1-phosphate dehydratase MDE1. NCBI's taxonomy places the organism in Eukaryota, Fungi, Ascomycota, Sordariomycetes, Hypocreales, Nectriaceae. Gene Ontology annotation, molecular function: metal ion binding; methylthioribulose 1-phosphate dehydratase activity. Bases 195 to 962 code for a protein of 255 amino acids. The transcript is spliced from 3 exons. The record is from RefSeq and is a predicted model, not a curated record. Gene Ontology annotation, cellular component: cytoplasm.